AUGCAUUUCCCACGCGCCACACUCGCUGCAUCUUCUCUACUGCUGGCGUCCAGCCAUGCAGCAAGCAUCUCAGAACACCAUGUCUCCGCGCGUUCAAACUGCUCCGUCGCGUUGCAGCACUGGCCCGCCCCUGCAGCAAAAGCCCUCAGCACCAUGAUCACCCGAAACGCAAACCAAAGCAACUACGCAGUCUUUGACAUGGACAACACCAGCUACCGCUACGACCUUGAAGAAUCGCUGCUGCCGUUUCUCGAAAACCGCGGUGUCCUUACGCGCCAAACUCUCGAUCCCAGCUUGAAAUUGAUCCCGUUCAAGGACACGGCCAACUUCACAGAGUCGCUGUAUAGCUACUACAACCGUCUCUGUGAAGUCGACGAACUCGUGUGCUAUCCCUGGGCCGCGCAGAUUAUGGUCCGGCCUCUCGCUGUCGGUGCUGAAAACCUACCGUCGAACGAACUAAUGGCCCUCAACACAUCCAUCCCCGUGCAAUACUACUCCGACGACGAAGUCGUGUCCUCGACCGUCACGCCGCCCAAGAUCUUCCGCGGGCAGACGGAGCUCUACAACGCGCUCAUGGACAACGGCAUAGCCGUCGAAGAACUCGUGCGCAUGGUUGCCAGCGACCCGAAAUAUGGCUACAAUGUCCCGCCCGCAAAUGUCAUCGGCGUGACGACUAUGCUGCGCAACAAGACGUCCGGCGCGCUGACGACCGCCCGCAAGCAGAUUGAAGAUGGGACGUACGACCCCGCUGCGUUCCUGGCCGACCUCGAAGGUCACGCCCGUACUUGUACACGCCCGCGAACGUGGUUCGCGGGCAAGGUGGGCCGGCGGUGUUGA
Messenger RNA from Parastagonospora nodorum SN15, 837 nucleotides. RefSeq lists its product as hypothetical. The record is from RefSeq and is a predicted model, not a curated record. Bases 1 to 837 code for a protein of 278 amino acids. Lineage: Eukaryota; Fungi; Ascomycota; Dothideomycetes; Pleosporales; Phaeosphaeriaceae. The transcript is spliced from 2 exons.